Molecule: messenger RNA, 1885 nt
Organism: Myripristis murdjan (pinecone soldierfish)
Lineage: Eukaryota; Metazoa; Chordata; Actinopteri; Holocentriformes; Holocentridae
Gene: vsx1
Product: visual system homeobox 1 homolog, chx10-like
Exons: 5
Coding region: 45-1127 (360 amino acids)
Biological process (GO): regulation of transcription by RNA polymerase II
Cellular component (GO): nucleus
Molecular function (GO): DNA-binding transcription factor activity, RNA polymerase II-specific; transcription cis-regulatory region binding
Source: RefSeq, a predicted model, not a curated record
CUGUCACCCCAGCCAUCACCACCGAGAGACAAGAGUUUAUCCUGAUGAGCGGAAUGACGGGACGGGAGGACGGCGGCGAGGAGAAGCCAAAAGUCAAAAUGUUGUCUCCGGGAUUUGGGAUCGAUAAAUCGCGGCUUCACGGAUCCGGGUUGCGGUCGAAGGGCUUCGCCAUCACCGACCUGCUGGGGCUGGAAUCGGACCUUCAGCCAAGGCCGGCCGGCCCAGGGCUCGGCGGGGUCGCGGCCGGGGAGCCGCACGGUGCCGGCGGUCUUGGCGGGUUCCCCUUCCCCGGCGGGUCGCUGCCCCUCGGCCUCGGCUUCCUGUGCAGCCUGGCGGCCCAGCAGCCCGCCGGGGCGCCCUGCUUCCUGCCCGGACACCUGCCGCUGCUGCAAGCCCGGACCGACAGUCACUACCUUCAGAACCUAGAGGCCCAGAGGGACGCUUACUCCGAUGAAGAAUGUCUGUCUGACCGCAACGACUCUAAAAGCUCAGGGAAUUCUCAGAAGAGGAAGAAGAGGAGACACAGGACCGUGUUCACCUCCCACCAGCUGGAGGAGCUGGAGAAAGCCUUCCACGAAGCUCACUACCCAGAUGUUUACGCCAGAGAGAUGCUGGCCAUGAAGACAGAGCUGCCCGAGGACAGAAUACAGGUGUGGUUCCAGAACCGGCGGGCCAAGUGGCGGAAGCGGGAGAAGUGCUGGGGGCGCAGCAGCGUGAUGGCGGAGUACGGCCUGUACGGAGCCAUGGUGCGGCACUCCAUCCCGCUGCCCGAGUCCAUCAUCAACUCCGCCAAGAACGGCAUGAUGGGCAGCUGCGCUCCCUGGCUGCUAGGUGAGCCUGCCGCAGGAAUGCACAAAAAGUCUCUGGAAAUCACCAAGAAGUGUCCUGGGACGCCGGAGUCAUCCCGCUCCGACUCGUUCUCCGAGGAGCGGGAGAAGGCGAAGGAGGGCCGGGAGCCGGGCUGGAGCAGCAAGGAGGCGGACAGCGUGGAGGAGGCCGAGGACAUGGAGGACAUGGAGGACGCUGAGGACGUGGCCAUCGACCUGUCCAGCACGUCCAAGCAGCAGGACGGCAGCGCGGCGGCGGCCAGCAGGCGGGCCGGCAGCGAGUCGGACGAGCAGAGCUGAAGUCGCCGGAGACUCGGACAGAGACACGAGUCUUUUCCAAAGACGUGCAAACGAACGAACGAGACCUUUGGGAUGUACAGGAUGUAACUGUUGUCUUAUUUUUUCUGUUGAUUAUUGUAUUUGAAAGUAUGUUUUAUAUCCUUGUUUGUUUGUUUGCUUUGUUUGGAAUAUAAGAGACUAUUUAAUGUUUUAUUGCUGUGUUUUUGUGCGGUUCUCUGUGUUUUAGUUUGACUGUCUGUCACCCGCAGGGAGCCAGAGGUUUCUGCACAUUUUCCACCAGUUAGUGAUUUUCUGACCUGAAGCGUUAAAGGUUUCAUAUCGCAGGAAUUCAGAUUUAUUUUAUUUCUAUACAUAAAUGAUUAAAGCUGUUUUUGUCUGACUGCUUAAAUUGAAACUGCAGUUUUAAAGUUGUUUCCUGGCGGGUUUUGAAGUGCAGGAAAUGCAUCACAGCUGGACUCGGUCUGGAUUCGCUCCCUCACUCAAGAAUUACUGACCCCCGUCCAGUCAGUGAGGCGGCUGCUGUCGGCCAAUUAGAGUCCAGCACUGUUAUCUCUCUCUCUCUCUCUCUCUCUCUCUCUCUCUCUCUCUCUCUCUCUACAUAUAUAUAUUAACUGGUCUCUGGUGGUUUUUCUCUCUCAGAUGUAAAUGAACUCUGUGAAUGAAUGUAAUUUAAAUUUAAUAUUUAAAAAAUCAGUUUAUUAUCACGUUUAUCUACAACAUCAGCAGCUUGUUAAUAAAAAAACAAAGUAUUUUUGGAA